Pistacia vera is the source of this 1914-nucleotide messenger RNA. Its product is annotated as cytochrome P450 CYP82D47-like. The record is from RefSeq and is a predicted model, not a curated record. Gene Ontology annotation, biological process: defense response to other organism. Gene Ontology annotation, molecular function: monooxygenase activity; oxidoreductase activity, acting on paired donors, with incorporation or reduction of molecular oxygen; heme binding. NCBI's taxonomy places the organism in Eukaryota, Viridiplantae, Streptophyta, Magnoliopsida, Sapindales, Anacardiaceae. The transcript has 2 exons. The coding region runs from base 136 to 1719 and encodes 527 amino acids.
AAAUUAAAUGAGUCAAAUGUUAUGAAUCAUUCCACGAAAGUUGAUAUUUCACAACUUUGAUAAAACUAUAAACAGCUUAGUGGGAAAGUAUAGUGUAUUUACACAUAAUUUCUCUUCCAAAUACUCUAAUCUACCAUGAAUUUCCUUCUUGCGUACCUGAACACCACCAUAAUCGGAGUCUUUGUCACACUUCUGAUCUUUUCCUGUUAUUUGCUGAGGAGAUCCAACUCCAAUUCUACCAAGGGCCCAAAAGCACCGGAAGCUGCUGGCAAAUGGCCAGUAAUCGGCCAUCUUCCCGUCUUAGCAGGAUCCCAACUUCCUCACUUUACGUUGGGAGCCUUAGCGGACAAGUAUGGACCAGUCUUCUGCAUUCGGGUUGGCGUGUACCCAGCUUUGGUGGUCAGUAGCUGGGAGGUAGCUAAGGAAUUAUUCACCACGUAUGAUGUGGACGUAUCCUCCCGCCCAAAACUCACAACUGGAAAACUCUUGGGCCAUAACUAUGCAAAUUUCGGGUUCAGUCCUUAUGGUGCAUACUGGCGUGAAAUGCGCAAAAUAACGGCUGUAGAACUACUAUCAAACCGUAGGCUUGAUUUACUUAAACAUGUUCGAGCCACUGAAGUAGAACAUGCAUUGAAAGAGAUCUACAAGUUUUGGACCAAGGCAAGGAAUGAAUCAAGCCAUGUUUUGGUAGAGACGAAGCAAUGGUUUGGGGACCUGAAUUUGAAUGUUAUUCUGAGGAUGGUUGCUGGUAAGAGGUAUUUUGGUGCUGAUGCAGCAACAGAUGAGAAAGAAGUGAGGCGUUGCAGGAAGGCGAUGAGGGAAUUCUUUGAUUUGGCUGGCCUUUUUGUGGUGAGAGACGCUUUACCUUUUCUUGGAUGGCUUGAUAUUGGUGGAUAUGAGAAGGCCAUGAAGAAAACCUUCAAAGAACUGGACAGUCUUGUUGAGGAAUGGUUAGAGGAGCAUCGCAGGAAGAAAGAAGCUGGUGAGGUGGCUGCUAAGGAAGAGCAAGACUUCAUAGACAUGCUGCUGUCUGUUCUUAUUGAUAUUGACCUUUCCGGAUUCGAUAUUGAUACAGUCAUCAAAGCCACAUGCUUGACUAUAAUUGUAGGGGCGACUGACACCACUACUGUUAACCUGACAUGGGCACUCUCGCUAUUGCUGAACAAUCACCAUGCACUGGAUAAAGUUCAGGAAGAAUUAGACAGUGUGGUUGGCAAGGAGAGGCUAUUGAGUGAAUCAGAUGUUGAUAAGUUGGUCUAUCUCCAAGCCGUAGUGAAGGAGACGCUAAGAUUAUACCCAGCUGGACCGCUUGGAGGAGGACGCGAAUUCACUAAAGAUUGCACCAUAAGCGGCUAUUAUGUCCCCAAAGGCACCCGGCUACUGCUUAACAUUUGGAAGAUUCAAACAGACCUACAGGUAUGGUCUGAUCCAUUAGAGUUCAAGCCUGAGAGAUUUCUAACUACUCACAAGGAUAUUGAUGUUAACGGUCAACAUUUUGAGCUCAUCCCAUUUGGCGGUGGUAGAAGAGCAUGCCCUGGAAUAUUAUUUGGCUUACAAAUGACACAUUUGGCGCUGGCUAGUUUGCUACAUGCAUUUGACAUUACAACUCCUUCAAGUGCACCUGUCGACAUGACUGGAACCCCUGGAAUGACGAACAUCAGAGCAACACCACUUGAAAUUCUUGUAAAACCUCGCUUGUCACAUCAUCUCUAUGGAUAAAUAUUGUCUGAUUGAGUAUAAAGCACUUCAUGAAUUGAUAUGUAAAGUUUUGUAUGAAUGAGACAUGAAAUUUGCUAUGAAGAGAAUAAUGGAGUACCCUGUUUCUGUAAUUGUUUUGCUCUACGGGAGUUUGCCUCGUGUCGACCUCUUGGACCGCGCCUGUAAAGUUGUAUUGCAACAUUUACUUUCUCGUUC